CCGAUGCUUCCCUUGCAGGUUGCAGCCAACGGGAGCAGCCUCGAAAGCGAAGCACUUGCGAGAGAUUGUGGAGGACGAGGCAGUGGGUGGGGUCCGACCCAGGAACCUUUCCCGGAUUUGACCACAUGAUCGAUCGCAUCAACUGACUCCCAUCAUCUCCGGGCUCAACUCCUCCCUCCUGGCCAGGUCAGAUGAUGACCACUCUCCUCGGCAUUUCCGAUUCUUGACUGGCUUGUUCUCUCUCUCUCCCAGUAACCGAUCUUCUCGUCGGGCUCCGACGAUCAGUUGCAGCACGAUCCAGGAAGAGGCGGCGUAAGCCAUGGUGGUGGACAGCGCGUACUACGACGUCUUGGGGGUCAGCACAGACGCCUCCGCGGCAGAGAUCAAGAAGGCGUAUUACCUCAAGGCCAAGUUGGUGCACCCUGACAAGAAUCCCAAUAACCCUGAUGCGGAGCGGAGGUUCAAGGAACUGGGUGAGGCCUAUCAAAUACUCAGUGAUCCUGUAAGAAAGGAUUCUUAUGACAAGCAUGGAAAAGAAGGCCUUCCACAGGAUAACAUGAUUGAUCCAACUGCUGUCUUUGGAAUGCUUUUUGGGAGCGACUAUUUUGAAGAUUAUGUUGGUCAGUUUGCACUGGCAUCUGUAGCUUCAGUAGAGAUUGAGGAAGAAUCAGAUAAUACAGAGGCAAGGGCAAGGAUUCAAGAUAAGAUAAAAGAGUUGCAAACCGAAAGAGAGCAAAAGCUUGUUCAAAGCCUUAAGGAUCGACUUCAACCAUAUGUUGAUGGAAUGCAGGAUGAAUUUGGUGAUUGGGCAGGUGCUGAAGCUCAGCGUCUUUCUCAAGCGGCUUUCGGUGAGGCUAUGCUCCACACUAUUGGCUACAUUUAUGCUCGUCAAGCAGCAAGAGAGCUUGGAAAAAGCAAAAUGUAUAUGGGUGUGCCGUUCAUAGCUGAAUGGGUAAGAGAUAAGGGCCACCACGUAAAGUCACAGGUUAAUGCGGCCGCAGGUGCAAUUUCUCUGAUACAGCUACAAGAAGGUAUAAAAAAGAUUGAGGGCGACGACAAGGAAGGCCAGCUUAUGAAGAGUAUUGAGGAGAAAAAAGACGCAAUGUUGAAUUCUCUGUGGAAAAUCAAUGUAGUCGAUAUUGAAUCAACGCUUUCUCGUGUUUGCCAAGCAGUUUUGAGGGAGAAUACUGUUUCCAAAGAUGUUCUGAAGGUGCGAGCUAGAGGACUGAAAAAGCUGGGGACAAUAUUCCAAGGUGCAAAAUCGCAUUGCCGGCGCGAGAACAGCCUGCGUGUUGAGGCUCGCGAUGCAGAAGCAACACCGUCGGAUUGAUCAGGACUCAGGAGCAGCACGGCAGCAUCGCUACAAGGGACACCACUCCGCCGAGGCUUCAUUUUGUGAUUCUUUUUGCUUUUCUGUAGGAGCAUUUGAUAUUCGUUGCGUCCAGCAUUCCAGCAAAGAUGUUACGAUGUGGAUAGUGUGUUGCAAGACCGAUGUUUGGUCCAUGUAGCCACGCAAUAUUCUUCGAUAUUUUCGAGCCUUUGAUGCUUUAGAGGUAAUUUGGAUAGUUAUAAUCAGGUCUUGAGAUCUUCGAUGGCUA
Molecule: messenger RNA, 1598 nt
Organism: Oryza sativa Japonica Group (Japanese rice)
Lineage: Eukaryota; Viridiplantae; Streptophyta; Magnoliopsida; Poales; Poaceae
Product: chaperone protein dnaJ 10
Source: RefSeq, a predicted model, not a curated record